AGUCUGGAAUUCACCAUGAAGCGUUUAACCGAGCGAGUGCACCACGAAGAGAUCGAGUCCGAGGAGGUGGUCUGGGUGAAGCGGGAGGACGCCCGCUCCACCAGCAAGCUGCCCAUCGUCUUCUCCCGGCAGUAUGCGGUGCGCUUCGCUGGCCUUGAACGCCUACAUCCAUUCGAUGCGGCCAAGGGCAAGCACAUACAGAAGCUCCUAUGCGCCGAACUGCAGCUUGAUGGCGGCAGCUUCUACGAGCCCAAGGAGCUGAGCAAGGACCAGCUGCGCCGCAUCCACACCCGGGAUUACCUGAAAUCGCUGCAGUGGAGUAUGAAUGUGGCCUGCAUCGCGGAGGUGCCGGUGAUGGCCUUUGUUCCCAAUCGCUACAUUCAGCGGUCCUACUUGCGUCCUAUGCGCUUCCAGGCAGCCGGCUCCAUUUUGGCCGGCAAGCUGGCCUUGGAUUACGGUUGGGCCAUCAACCUGGGCGGUGGAUUCCAUCACUGCUGCUCAUACAGGGGCGGCGGCUUCUGUCCGUAUGCGGAUAUCUCGCUGCUCAUCGUCCGGCUGUUCGAGCAGGAACCUUACCGAGUCCGCCGCAUCAUGAUUGUGGAUCUGGACGCCCAUCAGGGCAACGGACAUGAGCGGGACUUCAACAACGUGGCAGCCGUCUAUAUUUUAGAUAUGUACAAUGCGUUCAUCUAUCCGCGGGAUCACGUGGCCAAGGAGAGUAUCCGCUGUGCCGUGGAGCUGAGAAACCACACCGAGGAUGCGUUCUACCUCAGGCAACUGAAACGCUGCCUGAUGCAGUCCCUGGCCCAAUUCCGUCCGGACGUGGUCAUUUACAACGCAGGCACUGAUGUGCUCCGGGGGGAUCCACUGGGAAAUCUGGCCAUUUCGGCGGAGGGCGUGAUGGAGCGGGAUCGGUUAGUAUUCAGCGCAUUCCGCGCGUUGGGCAUUCCUGUGGUCAUGUUGCUGAGUGGAGGCUACACGAAAGCAUCCGCCGGGGUCAUCGCCAGUUCCAUUGUUAAUCUCCGGCAACAGGGAUUGCUAAAUGAAAGGAAUUGAAUUAUUUUGGACUUUAUAUUACCAAGGUACUGCCAUACGAACUAUUUGUGGUAGUGGUAAGUACAUUGUCAAUUUCUUCAGCACUUUGCGAACUUCCUUAGCUUUUUCGAGAAUAAGGAAGACACUACUCCAUUACGCUAGUAAAAAUGAGCUGCUUUGGUAGCCACUAAGAGAAAAUAACUAUUCGUAACUCCCUUUCCGGUUGGCUUGCCUCAAUCGUUGGGAUCUCUGCUGAAGGAUUUGUAUAACUGAGAGCUGUGAAUGAAAGUGCAUAACCUGAUGGCUACAGAACUUGGAUAAUAAGACAGUCGUUUACACCUUAUCAAAAUUUAUUAAACAUAUAUUAUUUAAAGUCGUUAUAAUAA
This is a messenger RNA of Drosophila biarmipes, 1421 nucleotides long. RefSeq names its product histone deacetylase 11 (gene HDAC11). Gene Ontology annotation, molecular function: histone deacetylase activity. The record is from RefSeq and is a predicted model, not a curated record. The transcript is spliced from 2 exons. NCBI's taxonomy places the organism in Eukaryota, Metazoa, Arthropoda, Insecta, Diptera, Drosophilidae. Bases 16 to 1056 code for a protein of 346 amino acids.